AUAUAGGCUGCUACUACCCUCUUCAAUUCAUAUUUCAUUAAAAGCCAAAGUACUGUGGUUAAUAUUUCUGAUGUUUGUUUUUAUCUUCAGAGAAGAGGCGCCACCUCCUCCUCCUCCACCCAUUGUCAUAAACAAGUAUGCAGACGAGCAGCUCAGAUUCAUAGCCAAACGCAUGCAAGAAAGACUGAACAUCUACAAGGAGAAAGUGGCCGAUCAGUACGCUUCCUCUCCAGAGAUCACUCCUCCUGUCACACCUGUGCUGCUCAAAGACGAUUACACAAAGCUCUUAGAGGAGAGGAAAAGGCAAGCAGAGGAGGAUCGCCUAAAGAAGGAAGAGGCUGACCAGAAGAAAAAAGAGGAGCAGGAGAAGAAGAAGAAGGAGAAUGAGGAGAAGAAGAAGGACCAGGACAAGCAAAUUCAAUUGCAGGCUGUAAAUGAGAAGCUGAAUUGGAACAUACCGACCAAGCUAAAGGCAGGUUUCUGGUACUCGGUGGAUAUUGUUCUGAAGCCAAUAGAGAACAGGAUGGACGCUGUGCUGGGGAACACCAUUGACCCUUUCACCGACAGGCGCUACAUCGCCUGGCUGAGCUUGGUGACCUUGGCCUUCAACUACAACACCUGGUUCAUUACGGCCCGUCUGUGCUUCCCGUACCACUCUGACUAUUCCAUCCCCUUCUGGUUUGGCGCAGAUACGCUGGCAGACUUCAUCUACCUCAUAGACACAAUCCUCUUCCAGCCCCGCAAACAGUUUGUCAAAGGAGGGGACAUCAUAAAAGACAGAUUGGUGACAAAGAAGAACUACAGAGAGUCAGAGAGAUUCAAGUUAGACAUGCUGUCCCUCUUGCCAUUCGACCUGCUGUACCUAGAGUUUGGAUUCAAAUCCAUUUUCAGAGCCAACCGUCUGAUGAAGGCGGACACAUUUUUUGAGUUCAGCGACCGUCUUGAGAGCUUAAUGUCCAAAGCUUACAUCUGGAGAGUGAUUCGGACCAUUGGAUAUCUUCUCUUCAUGCUCCACCUCAACGCCUGCUUCUACUACGUGGCUUCAGAGUAUCAGGGAAUCGGGAAAACUAAAUGGGUCUACUCCGGUCUGGGCAGCGCGUACCUGCGUUGUUACUACUACGCUGUCCGCAGUCUGAUCAACAUCGGGGGUCUUAACGAGCCCCAUACCGUCUUUGAGAUUACCUUUCAGAUGACUAACUUUUUCACGGGCGUCUUUGUGUUCUCCAGUUUGAUUGGACAGAUGAGGGACGUCAUCGGGGCAGCCACAGCAGGACAGACAUACUUCCGAUCCUCCAUGGACGGCACUGUGGCUUACAUGGUGACCAACCACAUCCCCUCUCAGGUGCAGAACCGAGUCCGCACCUGGUACACCUACACCUGGGACGCUCAGGGCAUGCUGGACGAGUCGGAGCUGCUGGACAGCAUGCCUCUGGUGAUGAGAACCGCCAUCGCUGUUGACAUCAACCUGGCCACCUUUCAGAAGAUUGAUCUUUUCAAGGGCUGCGACCAGCAGAUGUUGGUGGACAUGUUGCUGAGGCUCAAGUCCAUCAUCUAUUUACCCGGUGACUUUGUCGUAAAAAAAGGGGACAUCGGUAAAGAGAUGUACAUCAUCAAAGGUGGAGCUGUGCAGGUGGUGGGGGGGCCGGACAACAGCAUUGUGUUCGUCACACUGAAGGCUGGCUGUGUGUUUGGAGAAAUCAGUCUGUUGCAGUCUUCCAAAGACGGAGGGAACAGACGGACAGCUAACGUCAAAGCCUACGGUUUCGCUAACCUCUUUGUCCUUGAGAAAAAGGACCUGUUCGACAUCCUGGUCCACUACCCAGAGUCUCAGAAAGUGUUGGCCAGGAAGGGAAAGAAACUGAUGAAGGCGAAGGGUCCUGCAAUGGCAAAAGCAGAUGAGGAUAAGAAGAAGGGGCUCGCACUGUUCGCACCCAGACCCCCCACGCCCAAACUGCUGCGAGCCUUCGGUGGAAGCUUGAACAAGAACACGAUUAGAAAACUGCAGGUAACAGCACUUCCACACCUCUCUAUGUAUGCUCAUUAAGAAGCCUUCGCAGUAACGCUGACAUAGGCUUUGUAUUUCUCCCCCCCACCAGGCUGCUUCUGGAAACUAAUAAGGAUGUUUUUCCUAUUUAUAACUCCUUUUUGGGAGUGAAUGUACAGUUUUCUUUCACUCUAUUACAAUCCUUUUGUACUGAUUGUGUAUUUUCUGUCAUUUUAUUACAUUUGGUUUGAUACGCUUAGACAACUUAACAGAACCGAAGACAACAUGUAGGUUUAAACGCCAAAAAUGGAUUUAAACGUGUCUCCAAACUAUUUUGAUGAGAUGUGCAAUAUCUGUGUGUGAAAACCACCGCCCUUAGUGGAGGCUCCUUGUUGUAUAAGAUUAUGUAUUUAUCCACCUUGUUCUGUUUCUCUGCUAUACUAUGUUCAGCUUGCCAAUGCACAGUGGUUGUAAAAGCCUCACAGAGAGAACAAUAGUGUCCACAACACAAGGUUUAAUUGAUUUGAUCUGUCAAUAUCGGCUUGAAUAAAUAAAU
Eleginops maclovinus (Patagonian blennie) is the source of this 2540-nucleotide messenger RNA. RefSeq names its product cyclic nucleotide-gated cation channel beta-3-like. Gene Ontology annotation, biological process: monoatomic cation transmembrane transport. Gene Ontology annotation, cellular component: intracellular cyclic nucleotide activated cation channel complex; plasma membrane; photoreceptor outer segment. Gene Ontology annotation, molecular function: intracellularly cAMP-activated cation channel activity; protein-containing complex binding; intracellularly cGMP-activated cation channel activity. The transcript has 13 exons. Bases 71 to 2044 code for a protein of 657 amino acids. NCBI's taxonomy places the organism in Eukaryota, Metazoa, Chordata, Actinopteri, Perciformes, Eleginopidae. The record is from RefSeq and is a predicted model, not a curated record.